This is a messenger RNA of Parasteatoda tepidariorum (common house spider), 1152 nucleotides long. RefSeq lists its product as uncharacterized. Lineage: Eukaryota; Metazoa; Arthropoda; Arachnida; Araneae; Theridiidae. Gene Ontology annotation, molecular function: nucleic acid binding. The record is from RefSeq and is a predicted model, not a curated record. Gene Ontology annotation, biological process: DNA integration.
AUGUCUGAAGAAGCUUUGGUUGAAAGAAAGAAAUGUGUUAUCUCCAGUGUCAAUGUCAACUUACAGGAAAACUUCAGCAAAAAGCUUUUGUACUUCUCCAAUUAUAGCAAAAUUAUACGAAUGGUAGCUUGGAUGUUGCGAUUUGUCAACAAUGCCAUAAAUAAGUCUAUACGAGUAGCAUCCGAGUUAACAAGUGCAGAAAUACAGAAUGCAGAACUUGCCGUUAUAAAACUGGUCCAAAAAGAACAGGCUCCUGAUUUAAGGAAAAAAUACUCGAAAUCAAUCCGAUUUUACGAAGAGUCUGAAGUCUUAAAGAUUGAAACUAAGUUGGUUUUAGAUCCAGAAGAAUUCCAGAAACCAACAGUAUUACCCGAUCAUCCUAUCGUGAGACAGUACGUUGAACAUGUCCAUAAAGCCAUGAUGCACAGUGGUGUUCAAACAACUCUGAACCGCAUUCGAGAGCUUUACUGGGUUCCUCGCGGUCGGAGGGUAGUUCGUGAAGUCAUAAGCAAAUGCGUGGUCUGCAAGCGUCACUCAAGUAAACCAGUACAGCCAGAUACAUCAUCUCUACCCAUGGAUAGAACAAAACGCAUUUCUGCAUUUCAAAUCACGGGUGUAAAUUUGGCCGGGCCUAUGCAACUACGUCAAGGUAUCAAGGCUUGGAUUGUUUUAUUUACCUGUGCGGUGUAUAGAGCCAUUCUUCUGAAGCUCGUUACAUCAUUGUCGUCCGAAGCAUUCAGGCAAGCAAUGAGAAGAUUCUUUGCAAGAAGAGGGAGAUGCUCGGUAAUGUAUUCGGACAACGGGACGAACUUCACUGGAACAGCACGAGCCCUUCAGUCAUUGAACUGGGAGGAAUUGCAAUCUCAAUUUGACUUGCAAAACGUCAAAUGGCAUUUUAGCCCACCUACCGCACCAUGGUAUGGUGGAUGGUGGAAAAGAAUGGUCCGUAGUAUCAAAGAAGUUUUACGAAAGUGCUUGGGAAGGGCUUGCGUGACGUACGAAGAAAUGCUCACGUUAUUGUGCGAAGCUGAAAGUGUCAUCAAUGGGAGACCACACACCUACCUUUCAGAUGAUCCGAAUGAAAUGACACCAAUAACACAUAAUGAAAAAAUAUUGUUGUUCUCAAUACGCACAAGUUUUUUGCGCCAAUGA